UUCCAGCGUAAUUCAACACCCUUCCUCUUCGCUGUCGCACCGGCUAGUUGCCGACCCUGUGGCUAAGCUAGCGCAAGCUAACGACUCCUUAAAAGUGUUCCAAAAUGUCUCACCCAGCGCCAACCAACAAGCCGUCUAAUUCAGAAAACCCUCGAGUUUUCUUUGACGUAGACAUCGGCGGUGCUAGAGCCGGCCGAAUAGUAUUGGAGCUGUUCGUAGACAUCACUCCAAAGACAGCGGAGAACUUCCGAGCCCUCUGUACAGGAGAGAAAGGCCUGGGAAAGACCACCGGAAAACCUCUACACUUUAAAGGAUGUCCUUUCCACAGAAUCAUCAAGAAGUUUAUGAUCCAGGGAGGAGACUUCUCCAACCAGAACGGUACCGGUGGCGAGAGCAUCUACGGCGAGAAGUUUGAGGAUGAGAACUUCCACUACAAGCAUGACCAAGUGGGCCUGCUGAGCAUGGCCAACGCCGGGCCCAACACCAACGGCUCGCAGUUCUUCAUCACCACAGUGCCCACGCCGCACCUUGACGGCAAGCACGUGGUCUUCGGCCAGGUGCUGAAGGGAAUGGGCGUAGUCAAAAUGCUGGAGGCCGUCGACACCAACGACGACAAUCCCGUCAAGCCUUGCGUGAUCGCCGACUGCGGCGAGCACAAGGAUGGCGACAGCUGGGGUGCCGCCCCGAGCGACGGGACGGGCGAUGUCCAUCACGACUUCCCAGAGGACUCUGAUGUCAACUUCAAAGAUGUGGACAAAGUUUUGUUUGUAGCUGAGGACAUUAAGAAGAUUGGAAACAACCUUUUUAAGAGUCAAGAUUGGAACGCCGCUGUGAACAAAUAUAGCAAAGCUCUUAGGUAUUUAGAGGUGUGCGGUGAAGUUUUGGAAGAGAAUGAGGGCGAGGAGUCUCCGGCGCAAAAGAAGCUGGAGCCCGCCGUGCUCAGCUGCUACCUCAACACUGCCGCCUGCAAGUUAAAGCUGCAAAUGUGGCAGGAGGCUAUGGACAGCUGCAAUGAGGCUCUGGAGCUGGACAACAGCAACACCAAGGCUCUUUUCCGCAGGGCUCAGGCCUGGCAGGGUCUCAAGGAGUUCAGUCAAGCCAUGACUGAUCUGAAGACAGCUCAAGGAAUAGCUCCAGAGGACAAAGCCAUCAGCAACGAGAUGAAGCGCGUACAACUCCAAGUCCAGCAGGAAAAGGAAAGAGAGAAGAAAAUCUACGCCAAAAUGUUUGCCUGACUUGUCACGUGACAGACCUCAUCUUGAAGUUGUUUUUCUACACUGAACACUAUCGCUGUUUUGUAGCCGUGUCCUUGACCGCAACAAAUACGAGUGCAGAACAGUCAUAUAGUUUUAUUCACUGAUGUGACAUUAUGUACAGUACAGUAAAAUGUACCUGGAAUAAAUGUUAACUUAUCAAAAGAGCUUGCUGAAGUCCUUAGUUUAUGUACUUGAAGGGCACUUUAUGCAAAUGACUUGUUCAAGUCUCACUUUUUUUUUUUUGGGCAGCAGUAGCGUCGCAUCAUAAAUUAAUAAAAAUCCAGGCUCUAUAAACAUAAUUUGUGUUGAUAAUUAUUACAUAUACAAGACCAGGCAAGUUUUCUUUUGCUACCGAAUAUGAAACCAUCCAAAGUUUUGACUGUAUAACAGCAAUGAUAGGCACGUCAUUUCUGAAGAGAAGCCCUGAACACCUACUCAAGUUUACCGUAUUUUCCUCAAAUGGUGGACAGCCAUUUGUCUACAUUCCGUUGUAGGCCGGUCCGCCUCCGCCCUCCGGGACCACCCAGUUGAUGUUCUGGCUAGGGUCCUUGAUAUCACACGUUUUACAGUGUACGCAGUUCUGAGCGUUGAUCUGCAGCCUCAUGCCGUCACCAGAGUCCACGGGAACAUACUCGUACACACCUAGGAAUAG
Messenger RNA from Corythoichthys intestinalis (scribbled pipefish), 1908 nucleotides. RefSeq names its product peptidylprolyl isomerase D (gene ppid). Lineage: Eukaryota; Metazoa; Chordata; Actinopteri; Syngnathiformes; Syngnathidae. The record is from RefSeq and is a predicted model, not a curated record. The transcript has 10 exons. Bases 105 to 1235 code for a protein of 376 amino acids. Gene Ontology annotation, biological process: protein peptidyl-prolyl isomerization; protein folding. Gene Ontology annotation, molecular function: protein binding; peptidyl-prolyl cis-trans isomerase activity.